This is a messenger RNA of Bombyx mori (domestic silkworm), 7065 nucleotides long. It is a transcript of the gene ERR, whose product is annotated as steroid hormone receptor ERR1. The transcript has 9 exons. Lineage: Eukaryota; Metazoa; Arthropoda; Insecta; Lepidoptera; Bombycidae. Gene Ontology annotation, biological process: regulation of transcription by RNA polymerase II. Gene Ontology annotation, molecular function: nuclear receptor activity; zinc ion binding; estrogen response element binding. The record is from RefSeq and is a predicted model, not a curated record. Bases 446 to 1741 code for a protein of 431 amino acids. Gene Ontology annotation, cellular component: nucleus; chromatin.
AGCGAUUACUGCGUUUCGUCGAAUUCGAAAGUGCAUUUUGCAUUUUCAAGGAAAUUAAAGAAAUAACCUUAAAUUAGUUUUUUUGAAACCAUUAUUGCUUAGAAUCGCAACUUAAUAGAACUUAUUACAAUAUCUACUACUUAAUUAAUUUUCAAGGGACUUUGAAUAGCUGUGUUGUGAAAUAAAAGUGCGAAGAUUAUAAAUUGCAUCUGACUGAUUGACAGAUGCAUAAUUUAUUUCUGUAAUUCGAAAAUUGUUUUGUGCAGAUCUUGAUUAAAUGAUUUGCCGAAAGUACGGUACGUCGAUGCUUUAGUGACCGUAAAUCACAUUAAAAUAUAGGUAAUUUCGACCGCGACUAUGUCUCUUCGCAGUUUCUACAGAGGACCCUGUAAUUCACAGGAGAUAUGUGAAGGACAACCAAACAUAAUUAUUCAUUGAGGUGCACAUGAUGUCCGCAGUCAGUGGGGAGCCCAUGCUACGCCGCGUCAAACAGGAAACGGAUCCGUCGCCGCAGUACUCGCCCCCCGAGCCGCAGCCCCCACACCCCCAGCCGCUGCACCCCCGACCGAUGCCCUUGAUGCAGCCGGAGGUACCUAUGCCUCUCCAACAGUUGGAACUCGAGACUAAGGACGUGAAGUUCUGCGUUUCGCCCGAGGACGGCACGAUCGUGGGCAACACCAGCCCUGAGCAGCAGCACUGUUCGUCGACAACCGCGGCCGCCGCCAGCGGCAACCGGGACGAGGACACGCCGCGCAGGCGGUGCCUCGUCUGCGGGGACGUCGCCUCCGGCUUCCACUACGGAGUAGCCAGCUGCGAGGCUUGCAAGGCGUUCUUCAAGAGGACCAUACAGGGCAACAUCGACUACACUUGUCCGGCGGCGAAUGAGUGCGAGAUCAACAAGCGGCGGCGCAAGGCGUGCCAGGCGUGCCGCUUCCGCAAGUGCUUGCGCACCGGGAUGCUGCGCGAGGGCGUGCGCCUGGACCGCGUGCGCGGCGGCCGCCAGAAGUACCGCCGCGCGCCCGAGCAGGCCCAGCCCAGGGUGCAGCUCGACGACAUCAAGGUGCUGGAGGCGCUGCUCUCGUACGAGCCGGAGCCGUUCGCGUGCUCGGCGGCGCCCCCCGGCGUGACGGAGCCGGCCGCGCGGACGCUGGCGCUGCUCGCCGACCUGUACGACCGGGAGCUGGUCGAGAUCAUCGGCUGGGCCAAGCAGAUACCCGGCUUCACGGACCUGCAGCUCAACGAUCAGAUGCGCUUGUUACAAAGCACUUGGGCCGAGAUGCUGAGUCUCAUGGUGGCGUACCGCUCGAUGUCCAGCGGCGCCAACCUCAAGCUGCGGUUCGCUUCGGACCUCACGCUGGACGAGCAGGAGGCCCGCGACAUCGGGGCCACCGAUCUGUUUCUACAGGUGUCGGGCGUGGUGCGGCGGCUGGAGCGCGCGGGCGCCGUGCGCGAGGAGUGCGUGCUGCUGAAGGCGCUGGUGCUGGCCAACUCGGAGGCGCGCCUCGACGAGCACCUCACGCUGCGCCGCUUCCGCGAGCAGAUCCUGCAGGCGCUCAACGAGGCCGUCGCCGUGCUGCGGCCGUACGGCGCCAACUCCGCGCUGCAGCAGCUGCUGCUGGUGCUGCCGGCGCUGCGCCACGCGGACGUGGCCGUGCGCCGCUUCUGGGCCGCCGUGCACCGCGACCGCCGCGCGCCCAUGAACAAGCUCUUCGUCGAGAUGCUCGAGGCCUGUCUGCGGUAAGCCGAGCCCGACCUCCGUGCGCGACGACUGUUAAUCAUCAAUGCUCCGCGCCUGCCGACCGUCUAUAUAACACACCCGGGAGCCACAUAAGCAAACAGGCGGAAUCCUAAAACGCUAUCAACAACUCGUUGAUAUUAAUAAAUUACAAUUAAUCACUUGAAUAAACAUUAUCAGAGGUUUUUUUUUGGAGGUAACCGCUAUAAAUAUCUCUUAUUAUUGACAUUCAAAUUGAUGAGUAACAGUUGUUUGUUUAACGAACGGUUCGAUGGCACGGUCCUCCCAGUCAGCGCCGGGCCGCGACGCGGAAGCGAUACAAACGUCAUCACAAAUCCACAUAUCACGCGACGCGUUCGCCCCUCCCCCUUUUCCCCCGCCCCCAAUCCUUUAGUUCGCAUUUAACCCCAUCCCGUCCCCCCUCGGUCCCGCCCGAUACCGAUCCCUUUAAGGCUCGUUUACACAAGGCGAAACCGAAGCUCGUCGAGUUCGUUUGAACCAAGCAGGAAUGCGGAGGAAGGGGCCUUGUGUAAAUCCGCCGUUAGUCUGUAGUUUAUGGCUGUGAUGUGUACGUAGUGCUGUGACGUCACGGGCGGCCGCGGGCCCGGCGUCGUCGAUGUACAAAAUGAUGGACGAUACUAGUACAAAAAAAAAAACUUGUUACUAUUUUUGUAUAAUAUUAAAAAAUAUAUUUCUAGAUUUUAGUGUGCGAAUCUACGAGAUUAUUGCGUUGUAUGGUCGCGGGGAUAAUGUACCUUUGAGUUGGUGUUUACUGUUUGUUGAUUAAACAUGAACAAAUGAAAAAAAAAAAAAUUAUAUUGUAUUAGAAUUGAUAUCUUGUACAAAUUGAAAGGUUUAUUAAGUAAAGAUUUUUCUAUUGUCAAAAAAUAAAAAAUAUCUAGGUUGUUAUUUGAAAUGAUUUUGGUGCUCUCAAUAAAAAAAAAAAAAACUUAUCGUAUGUAACCUAUCUAUGAUUUUGGAAUCAAACGUUACUCGAGUCGAUAGAAUUGUGCGACAAGUCUAGACUUCGUGAAUGCUUUAAAAGUUUUAGCCUAAAUAUUUCAGAACUUAGUUCCGUUCUCCUCAUAGUGUAAAGGUUGCGUUCUUUCAACUAGAUAAAGGUUAUUUUUAAACGAUUAUUUUUAAUCGAUUAAACCUCCGGCCAAUGUUGAGUAAUAAAAGAUUAUUGACAGAACAUCAUAAAUUUAUAUAUGUUUAAAUGUAUAUUAAGGCGGGAUUAUUGUUAGUGAAAUGAUACCUUAACUACAUCAUUGUAUAAUUUAAUAAUAAAAUGUGUUGCUGAAUUUAGUACAAAAUCGAUUGAAAAUAUCGAUAUUUAUAUUUAAGAAUCGAUAUUGUUUCCCCGACCGUACUCAGCAGGAUUUGAUUUCUCGUCAUGGGCCGUAUUCGGCGCAUUUAUGUUACAGCGUUUUUUUUCUUGUUUUUUUUUUCAAAUACAUGAUGUACAUCUUCUAACAUGCUCUAUCGGAAACAUGGCAACGUCACUAUCGAAAACUUGCAUAUAUCGAUAAAAAUCAUCGACUUAGUUUGCAUCAAAUAAAACGAAUGAUAGCAAGGAAUAGAUGAUUUAAAGUUAGUAGCUUUUUUUUUUAAUUACUAUUCUUAACUUCAAAGUAGCACAAAAGAUUAAAACAAUAAAAAAAUACAAACCAAACUUUGAGCCGAAACAAUUAAAAUUCUCUAUCGAUCGAAUUAAUUGGGAAUUGCAAUUUUGUAAGGUUAGACUUGGUCAUUCUCAAAAUUUAAAAGUAAAAAUCAAGACUUUGGUUAUUGCAAUAAACAACAUAUUGACAUUGCCACAAGUUCCGCUGUCAGUCAAAAUGUUAAAUUCGAAAUCUAAUUAGUCUAUAUAUUUCGUAUCGCUGUUCCGCUAAUCUGUAAAAUAAAUUUAUUGACGGAGUAAUUUAUAUUAUUGUAAAGAUGGUACAAAAGAAAAAAGCUAAAAAAAUAAAACAAUAAUGCUGUUUAAAAAUGCUAAAUUUAAAUUUUAUAUACAUAUUUAUUUAAAAACUGAGUGUUGUGUUAGUGGGACAGUAUUUAUGUAGAAUAUUUCUUAAUUAGGUUUUAUAAUCGCUGAGGAACACACGUAUGAUAAUAAUAGUAUAUUAACCUAUACAUAUAAAUAAAAUUGGAGUGUAUGUUUGUAGUACUGAGAUAACCGCUUUUUACUACAUGCAUAUGAAUAUAUAUACGGUACCAUACACCGUAUACAACAAAAUAACAUUUUUUACUAUUUUUGUCUGUCUGUCUGUUGUUCCGGCUAGUCUCUGGAACGGCUGGACCGAUUUUGGAGACUUUCACUGACAGGUAGCUGAUGAUAUAAUGAGUAACUUAGGCUACUACUUUUUUUAAACUAGCUUCGCCCCGAGGCUUCACCCGCGGUACGACUAAUAACCGCGGGUAACAUCGCGGGACUCAGCUAUCAUCAAUAAUAAAAUUUAAUGUUUCCGAAGCGAAGCGAGGGCUUUUCGCUAGUAUUUUUAAAUAAAUUAUUACAUAAUAAUAGUAUCUGUUUGCAAAACAAUGUGUUUCAAAUAACACAUGUCAUUCAGAUACAGGUUUAAAAGAGCUAUAUUCAAUUAUUUGUACACAUUUAUUUAGUGACAAUUAUAUUUUUUAGUGACAAAAAAUGAACCAAGAUUACAAAACCUAAGCUAAGAGAUAUUGAACAAAUGAAAUUUAAAUACCUCGUAGAACUGUUACCGAGCACAUAGUUUUAAUAAUAGUAUGAGAGUUAUCAAGUUUCCUAUAUUUUAUUAUCAAUGUAUACAUAUAUAGUUGUACGCAUUGCACACAGGUCCAAUGUUUUUAAAACAGAAAUAUAUUAUUAUUCAAUUCUUAUCAAAUAAGAUUCUGUUUACUUUAUGUUCAAUAGUCAAGUCGGUAUGUUAAUACAUUUCAGAAUUUAAUUAUUUGGCUUUGUAGUUAUUGCAUAGUAACACACAUUAAGAGAGUUUUUGACUGAGUGAAGUGAAUGAUGAUGAUUUAUUUAUUUUGUUUCAUUUAAUCUGUGAAUAGGUUUCGGGAAUUUAAAAGGGAUAUUGUCUUCUCAGGUUCUUUCCAAAAAUUGUAUUGAAAUAUCUCAGUAAAUUCCUGUUUUACUGAUGAUUAUUACAAUAAUUAAGACAGGCUAGAACUUCAAGAAACCGAUGACCGUAAAAAAAUAAAAAAAUAAAUCACACAGAUUAUAUUUUUAUUUGUGAAUUUUCGUUGUUCUGUUGACAAAGUAACAAAAUGGAUGAAUAGUUAUAACUGUAUACGUGUUGCGCUACUUAAAAUGGGUAAAGCUUUUAAAGCUUUGCUUGUCUAUGUUCAAACGAAGUUUUAGACUAAAAUCUUUCGUUCUUUUUGAACCAUAAAUCGUUGUAAAUAUUUAUAAUAGGUUUAAUAUUAUUAUUGUGUUAGAUUACGUUAAAUAUUAUUAUUAAGCAUUUUAAUAUAUGCUUAUGUUUGUUAAGAAUAUGUAAUCUGUGACAUAUUUCGUUGUUAGUGGAGGGGGUUGAUUCUUAGCUCAAACACGCGGAGGUUUUAAAUAAAAAAAAAUCUUCCCUACCAAUUCACUGGUAGCCUAAGGGGUUAUUCUAGAUACGCCCUGAUGGGUAGGUGAGCUCACAGGCACAACCUGAGAGAAUUUGUUAACACUAGCCUUAGCAAGAACAAUACUGCGACCCACUGAGAAGAUCCAGCGAGAAAUUUACGAGUUAAAAUAUCGUGUAUAUUUUGUUGUCAGUACAAUAAUUAUUGUAUUUAGCGAGAACAUCCGCGCUCCCAGUAUGUAACAUACGGAAACGCGAAAUCGACCUUGAUCAUAAUAAUAUCAUCAUAUAAAAGAAUCAACGAAUACACAUGUCUAAAGAUGAAAAUGUUUCAAAUCUUAUUCUCUUUAUUUUUUUAAAUAUGGAGUUACGUGUGAAGUGAGAAAAUAUCUUUAUUUGUUCUUGCUACGUUAUGUUUUCCUCAACGUGUUAUAAUUACCCGUUUUCGUGGUUUGAACAAGUUUUAUUCAGAUUUUAGACACAAGUUGGUUAUAUUAAGCUUACGAACACAAAUUGAUGGGAACUAUUCUGAAACAAUCAUGGCAUUUGGAGGUUUGACUGAACGUGAAUAAGUUUAUUCGCUAAUAAACUAUUGUGGAUUAUCAAAAAGAAGAAAAAUGAACAAAGAUUCGAAAUGAUUGUACCUACUUGUAGUUGUUUUUUAUGUGACGAAUGUUUGUAAUGUAAUUUUAAUUUAAGGAUUUUGUUUUAUGAAUAAGAGGUCUCGGGGAGAUACGAAUGUGCCAGAUUUAUUAGUAGUUUUAUUAUAAAUACGUUAUCUGUUAUUAUGUACGUUGUUGGUCUGCGAUCACAUGAAGGUUUAUCGAUGGGAUACUUUCUUUUUUUUUCAAUUAUAUUAAUAAUAUAUUAUGUCGAUGCCGCGAUUCUUCAUUUGCACGGAACAAAAGUGACAAAAUAGGAGUCAUCUAUCACUCCUGGGUUAAAAAUGCUUUGUAAUAUUAAGUAUUUGUAUAUUAAGAUUAUUUUCAAAUUAAAUUUUCAGUUUUAAGAAUUUUCUAAUGUAUUUUUGGCGCACCACAUGUAAAUACAUGUUUUUUGUGCCAAAAAUACAGAAAAUGAUUUAAUAAAAAUGUGGAAAUCGGAAAGAUAAAAAUAUCAAACAUAAACAAAAAUAAUUGCAUUUUAAUGUUAAUGAGGUUUGCAUUUUAAUGUGGACUAACCGACCGGUCUGAUUUCAAGGUUUUUUCUUCACAAUUUUUUUCCGAAUGAUGACAAAAGAAUGUAAUUUCAUUUUUAUUUAUAUAUAUGCAUAAUAUAUGCUCUGGACUGCGUGUUAUCAAAGAAUAACAUCGCAGCGCGCACACGAUAUUCUUAUGCUCAACAAGUCCCUUCCCGCGGUAGGACCGCUUUGUUUACGUGAAACUGACCGCGGUCAAUGGCGUAUUUGUCUUAUUUUUUUUAUAAAAAAAGGUAAUCUUUUGUUUAAUUUAUGAUGUUCUGAUUUUAGUGAGUAGAGCACGUUUUAAUCGAAAAGCGUCGAUGUUCGUUUUUGGGCAGCUAAUCUGCUUGUCAAUGAUCGACCGCAGCCAUUUUGACUGACAUUGAAUUUAUGUUAUGUUUUUAGCAUUCAAUUUAAGAGUAAUCUCGGAUCAAAUGUUAGUUGUAGAGCGAGUGCCCUGUGUCUUAGUUUCGUAUUUAUAAUGUCAAAAAGAAAAUAAAAAAAAUGUACCUAAACUUUUUUUCUUUACAUAAUGUUAUUAUUGUAUGUGAACCGGUAACGGAAUAAUGUGAAAUAAAAAUAUAUGAAACUGA